CAUCCAUUUUGUCUUGCAGUCACCAGAGAAGUACCUUGCAUAUGAAUGUUUUUCCUAAACUGUUAUUUGCCAGAUUGGAGUGGCCUGCUUCUUUUGCCAGCCUCUCUCUGUCCCCCAUUUAUGAAAGUAGAAUUUCAGUUCUGGAGUUUUGCUCUGAGUCUGUGUCUAUGAGCAACAGGCCCGGUCCACAUUCUGCUUUCUGAAAUAUUCUCCUGACAUCAUUCAAUAAAAUGCAGUCUGAGUCGUUGCUUCCUAUAGCAUAAAUGAUGAAACAGUGAUUCACAUUCUGACUUAAUCCUUGUUAGUAGAUAACUUGGCAAUAUAACCAAGGCUAAGAACUAACCAUUGUGGCCACAGGGCAAGGAGAACCCUCUACUCACCAAAGGGCCAGUAGACAAUCAUCUCAGAGCCCAAGGGCUGAUACCAUCAUGCUUUCUUGGGUAGCCUUCCCCAGCCUUAUACUGCUUUGGGCAGAUGUUGUAGUUUCUCAGACACGCGUGACUGGAGUGGUGGGACAAACUGUCAUGCUACCCUGUAGCUACUCUACAGCUCGUGUAAUUGCACCUAUGUGCUGGGGCCGAGGAUCAUGCCCUUUAUACAGAUGCUCAGAUUCAGUUGCAUGGACUGAUGGCUACCGUGUCACCUUUACGAAGGACAAGCGUUAUAGGAUGAAUGGAAUCAUUUCCAUAGGGAAUUUGUCUUUAACCAUAGAGAAUGCAGCCCUGUCUGACACUGGCAUCUAUUGUUGUCGUAUUGAGUUCAAAGGGUGGUUUAAUGAUUAUAAAAAGAAUAUAUGUUUGGAGAUAAAGCCAGCUCCAACCACUGCUCCACCACCACAUAAGGUCCUCACUUCUGCUCAUACAACUCCAGCGACCAUGAAGAACCUCAAGACAGCUCCACCUAAGGUCACCAGUGUUCCAACACCACCUAAGGUCACCAGUGUUCCAGCACCACUUAAGGUCUCUACCUUUGCUCCUACAACUCUAGCACCCACACGGAACCUUCAGAUAGCUACACCUAAUGUCACCAUAAUCCCAACAUCAUCUACUGGUAUGAUUUCCACCUCUGCUACUGCCACGCCAGCACGCAUGCAGAAAUUCAAGAUGGCUCCACCUAAUGUCACCAUGGGCCCAACAUCACCUAUGGUCUCCACGUCUGCUUCUACAAAGCCAGCAGGAGGUCAGCGGAAAUUCAAAACAGAAACCACUUCAUCUUCUGCAGUGCAGACAACAGAAAUCCAGCCUCUCACACCACAGGAAACAAGUACGACCAGCUCAUCAUUGAACUCUUCUUUCUCAACGGAUGGGAAUAGCACUGUGUCACAAGAUUGCAGUUGGCAAUGCAAUAAAACUCACACGGACUUGAAACAAAAUCCAAGCUUGAGCACCAAUAAGUCACUCUCCAUUGGACUCUCCAUUAUUGCUGUGGUAUUAUUGCUCACUAUUUUGGCUGCCUUAGUUCCCACAAAAUAUUUAUGUCGGAAAAGAAACGUGUUGCAAAGAAGCAAAGAACCUCAGACCGCUACUUUGCAAAAUGAAACUGCAGUGUGCUACCAAGCACAUGAAAAUAUCUCCUUUAAGAACAAGCUUUACAACGUGCGUUAAGACCAGCGGUUCUUCACGACUUUAGGCCCUUGACUCCAGAAGGCAAUGACCAGAUCUUACCAUGUCUGUCCUUAUAAGCUCCAGGAUGAUUUUUCUGUCCAUAUUUCACGGCAUUAUAGCAUGUCAGUGAUGUUGGUUAGAGUGUCUUUAGCUCAUCAGUGUCUAGUCACCCUUAUUGGUAAUUAGUCUUAAUUUUUUAUACUAAAAUUGGCUCAGUCUUUCUGGUCAUAGCAGAGCCCUCUCCCAAAUAUGAGCUUAACACUUUAGAAUUGUGUAUUCUGUUUAGACUUUAUGAGCCAUGUAUCCAUCAAGAAUUCUCAUUGGGAAGACAAGAAAUGAACCAAUACUUUGGUCACCAUAAAACAUUGGAAUAGGACUUAAAAUCAGAAAAUCUGAUUUGGUCCUUAAAUGAGUUCACUUGGAAGCAUUUUUUUUUUUCUCUUGCAACUCAUAAUGUUAAACUUCUUAAGUUACUGUAGGCUUUCAAAUCAUGGAGGUUCACAAGUUUUUAUUUACCUGGUGGGGAAAUAAAGUUGGUGUGGUUCCCCAUUAGAUCUUUUUUGGCUCUGAAAAUAUAAGGUUUUAAGUGCUUCCCCUGGGACUAGGAUGGGGUUUUUAGUAGUUAGAAGGAGCUAGGAUGUUUAGUGGAUGAAGUAAUAAAAAAUCCAAUUGCCAUGUGAUUUAACACAUGUAUGCUAUUUUUGCUACAUCUGUGUCAUAGUUCCAGGAACUCGUAUAGACCAGUGUCAGAAAAUCUGAAUGAAUUUUUAGAAUGAUGCAGGACAGAGAUAAAUAAAAGGAUAAACAAAAGGGAGAGAACAGGAAAAAGGCUUUCUGUUUAGAAAAGUAAGUUUGCAAAUAUAAUAGUGUUGUUUGAGAGUGUUUUUAGUUUCAACUGAAAUUCUAAAUUUUCCCCAACCACUUAAAUUAAGACAGGAACCACUAUAUGAUCCAAUAAUCCCACUCCUGUUCAUAUACCCAAAAAUCUCAAAAUCACAUAUUUGCAAAAUAUAUGCACCCUUAUGUUCAUUGCAGCAUUAUUCACAGAGGCUAAGACAUGGAAACAGCCAAAGUGCCCUGCGAUAGAGGGCUGGAUA
This is a messenger RNA of Pipistrellus kuhlii (Kuhl's pipistrelle), 2701 nucleotides long. RefSeq names its product hepatitis A virus cellular receptor 1. The transcript is spliced from 12 exons. Gene Ontology annotation, biological process: positive regulation of mast cell activation; phagocytosis, engulfment. The record is from RefSeq and is a predicted model, not a curated record. NCBI's taxonomy places the organism in Eukaryota, Metazoa, Chordata, Mammalia, Chiroptera, Vespertilionidae. Bases 429 to 1604 code for a protein of 391 amino acids. Gene Ontology annotation, cellular component: cell surface. Gene Ontology annotation, molecular function: phosphatidylserine binding; virus receptor activity.